CCAUCAAUCAAAAAUAGAGUCCCCGUCUGACUUCCAGUCGCCGGAGGGUAUAAUCAUUUAUUGUCGUCAGUGGUUUAGUCUAUAUGUCAAAAAACCCUUCGGACAAUUUUAAGGUGCCCCUAAGAGAGGCUUAAAAUGUUUGAAAAUUGUUAAAGCUGGGCUGUUUGUUUUAUCAUUGGUAUAAAAAGUUAGCAAGGAAUCAAGAUGGCGUAUAUUUUGAUUGAGUUCUGAUUUACAUCUUGAAAUGGAUUCUCUUCUUCUGUUUUUAAUAACAACUUUAUGCUUCUUGCUAUACUGUGCAUGGCUUCGGAAGAGACCAAAAAGAUUUCCACCAGGUCCACUAGGACUGCCUUUAGUCGGUUAUGCCCCAUUUUUGGGCGAAAAUCCAGCGAUCACCUACAUGAAUAUGAAAAACAAGUACGGUUCUAUAUUCUCUGUACAAAUAGGCUCGAAGAAUUGGAUCGUUUUGAACGAUUACAAAAGCAUUUACGAGGCUUACGUUACCCAAGGCCAUGCGUUUUCCGGACGACCAAAUGUUGUUAUUCUGGACGUUUUGAGCGGACAUGGUAAUGGCAUGGGCUUCAAUGAUUACGGAGAAAUGUGGAAAAUUCAACGAGCAUUCUUAUCUAAAGCAUUAAGAAGAUUAUCAGCAGGCAAAGGAAGGUUUGAAUCAGCCAUAGUCGAAGAAUCUCGAUAUCUGAACGAAACUUUAUAUGUAGAAGAUGGAAAAGCAACUGAUCCUAAGAUCCAUAUUGCAAGAGCCGUUUCAAACAUAGUGAUGAAUAUAUCUAUAGGAAGUAGACUUCCAUACGAUGAUGAACGUUUUAUUGAAAUCGUCACUCGAUUGAAAGAUUAUUUUACAGAUAGAAUUGAUGGGACAUUGUUUGGAAUUAUGUUCUUUUUUCCGAUGCUGAGAUACCUUCCUAGGUUUCGAACGACAUUUGCGAAAUUUUCCAAAAGCGUGGGAAGAAUUAAAGAAGUAAUACGACAAUUCGUAGACGAACAUAAGAUGACUUUUGAUCCCGAGAAUCCGCGUGAUGUAAUCGACGAAUUUUUCAUCGAAGCAAAGAAACGUCCGAGCGAAAGCAAAAUGUUUGAUGACGUUCAGGUGAUUCACGCGGUCAACGAACUGUUCCAAGCAGGCACUGAAACGUCAUCGACUUUAAUUUUGUGGAUGAUUUUAGUGUUAGCUCAUCAUCCUGAAUAUCAGAGGAAAAUUGAGAAAGAAAUUUCUGACAAUAUAGGUAGCAGCGGAACACCGUCAUUAAAACAUAAAAUGUCGAUGCCAUUUACAUCAGCUUUUAUACAAGAAACGCAAAGACUUUAUACAAUUACUCCCCUAUCUAUGCCAAGAAAAACUACCACAGAUGUCAAUAUACGAGGUUUCAAUAUUCCAAAAAAUACACCGGUUAUGCCCAAUUUUUGGGCUGUACACAAUGAUCCAGAAAUAUUUGAAGAUCCGGAAAAGUUUCGACCCGAAAGAUUUAUCGACUCAAACCACAACUUCAUUCUUAGCAAACACGUCGUGAGCUUUUCAGUCGGGCCGCGAAAUUGCAUGGGCGAACAGUUGGCCAGGAAAGAAGUGUUUUUAUUUUUGGUGGCAAUGUUACAACAAUUCAGGAUUGAAUCAGAUCCGGCACAUCCACUACCUCCUCUCGAGAAAGGAGUUUAUGGAGUUGCGUACUCACCCUAUGACUUCAAAGUUCGCUUUAUCCAAAGAUGAGAGAGAAUAUGUCGAUGGACUGUAUCUACACUCCACAUAGGAUAGGCGAAGUUUUAUAAAUCUAUUGCAUCAUUAUGCAAUGGCAAUGCACAUGGCAAAGGUGACCAGAUCUGGUCGUGUCAUAACUGUUUGACCUGUUUUCAUAACGACCGUUGAUCGGAGAACAACUUUCGUCGAUGCCUAUCUCUCACUAGACAUUUUAGACAUCUGUAAAAUGAUGUCACAUUAUUUCUUUUUUUGUUUCUUUAUUUUCAUAUUAUUUUUUUUUUUCAAUUCAUUAAUACAUGUUCUAUCCAAUAA
Messenger RNA from Styela clava, 2023 nucleotides. RefSeq names its product cytochrome P450 2J6-like. NCBI's taxonomy places the organism in Eukaryota, Metazoa, Chordata, Ascidiacea, Stolidobranchia, Styelidae. Gene Ontology annotation, molecular function: iron ion binding; oxidoreductase activity, acting on paired donors, with incorporation or reduction of molecular oxygen, reduced flavin or flavoprotein as one donor, and incorporation of one atom of oxygen; heme binding. The record is from RefSeq and is a predicted model, not a curated record. Gene Ontology annotation, biological process: xenobiotic metabolic process. Gene Ontology annotation, cellular component: intracellular membrane-bounded organelle; cytoplasm.